Molecule: messenger RNA, 273 nt
Organism: Wickerhamiella sorbophila
Lineage: Eukaryota; Fungi; Ascomycota; Dipodascomycetes; Dipodascales; Trichomonascaceae
Product: Mitochondrial import inner membrane translocase subunit tim13
Exons: 2
Coding region: 1-273 (90 amino acids)
Source: RefSeq, a predicted model, not a curated record
AUGGCUUUUUUCGGCAAGGAUUCAGAAGCGUCCUCGACGCAAACUCAGGACGUCAAGCAGCGAGUUAUGCAGGAAGCUGCCCAAGAACUCGCUGUUGCUGAUGUCACAGAGCUGAUCAACAACAUGACCAAGGUCUGCUACGACCUCUGCUUCCCGAAUCCGGGCCCUAUUCUCACCAGCGCCGACUCCAAAUGCACCGAGCAGUGCUCCAAAAAGUUCAUGGCUGCCUGGAAUAUUAUCUCCCAGACUUAUGCCUCCCGUCUGCGUCAGUAG